Mercurialis annua (annual mercury) is the source of this 3566-nucleotide messenger RNA. RefSeq names its product histidine kinase CKI1. The record is from RefSeq and is a predicted model, not a curated record. The transcript is spliced from 9 exons. Gene Ontology annotation, molecular function: phosphorelay sensor kinase activity. Gene Ontology annotation, biological process: phosphorelay signal transduction system; phosphorylation. Gene Ontology annotation, cellular component: nucleus. Lineage: Eukaryota; Viridiplantae; Streptophyta; Magnoliopsida; Malpighiales; Euphorbiaceae. Bases 1 to 3450 code for a protein of 1149 amino acids.
AUGGCUUGUUUCAAAUCUGCAAUUGUUCUGACUCUUGUCAUAUCAUGUCGCUUCUUGACCAGCAUUCGCAUUGCAAUGUACUCAAAUGUGGCUCUGUUUCUUUACAAUGUGUGUUUUCCUGCAUUUUCUUGUACGUUGCCGGCCAAUCUUUACACUCAACUCGAGAUCUGGGUGUGGAUGUUAUGGUGUGGCUAUGAACGUGAAAAGAAAGGGAGAAAGACAAUUGGAGUUCUGCUACUUCCAAGUAUAGUUAUUCCAUGGUGGUAUCAAAUCAUUCAACACAUGAAAAACAAGGUUGAUCUGAAUGCUCAUCGGUUUCGCUCCGGAUUGUUGUCUGAAAUCGACAACACAGCUAAGUUAUUAGCUCCAAUCAACUCUUCUGCAACAAAUUUAGCCCGAAUUUUGAGUUCAUCUCUCAACGGAAGUGAUCUUUCUCAGUUUGAAAUCGAAAAUAAGGUAGCUCCAAUUUUGUUUCAAACAUUUUCAGUAGUUCCUCACAUUUCGCAGAUUUCAUACCUUGGACUGCAAGGUUCUGUUUUCGCCUACUACCGCGAUGGAAAUGAGAUUUAUGCAGUAUACAGCAACUCUUCAACAGGCUUAAACCUACUGAUAAAUUGCACUUGUUAUAAGCAAUUUGUAGAUCAUGACACAGGAAAACUACAAGGAGAUACAAGUAAAUCCGCCGUUAACAUUUUGGCUAACUCGAGUUGGAUUGAACAAGCUUUAACUAGUCCUAACGGGUAUGCCUCUAUAGGAAAUGGAUGGAAUAGUGCUCAAGAUGUUCUGUUUCUUAAUUCUGUAGGUUUACUUGGGCAAGGGGUUAUCUCAUUAGGGUUUCCACUUAAAGCAUUGAUCAAUUUCUUCAAUGCAAUAGAUAUCCAUGGUGGAAGCUUGUAUCUAGCUACUCUAAAUGGAGAUGUAAUUGCAGAUGGGCUACCGAACACUCGCAUAAUAGUUGCCGGAAAAUCAGUUUCCUUCAGCUUGAUGAAUUUGAAUGGUGAUCAUAUAGGUUAUACAGAUUCGGCUUCAUGUAUACCUCAUAACGGCAUGCUCAGACCUACAACUUUGAACAUCGAAGAGGCUAAGUUCACAGCUUACUGCUCUCAACUCGAAAUCAUGGGAGUGCCAUCGGUGUAUGCAAUCCUUUUCCCGUACGGUGGAUUAGUGAGUACAGUCAACAAGAGCACUAGAUUAGCUCUCAUUCUACUGACUGUAAUGAUUGCUGCUGUCUUCAUUUCAGUUGUGAGUUUCAUAUUGUUAAUGAUGAGGGCUGCAAGUAGAGAGAUUCACUUAUGUUCAUCAUUGAUAAAACAAAUGGAAGCAACUCAACAAGCAGAACGAAAAAGUAUGAAUAAGAGUCUCGCUUUUGCUAGUGCGAGCCAUGAUAUUCGAGCUGCCCUAGCUGGCAUUACCGGUUUGAUCGAGAUAAGCUAUGAUCAAGAUUCGCGGUAUGAGUUGCAGACAAAUUUACGCAUGAUGGAUGAUUGUGCUAAGGACCUUGUAGGAUUGUUGAAUUCUAUUUUGGAUACGAGCAAAAUUGAAGCCGGAAAAAUGCAGGUUGAAUCAGAGGAAUUUGAUUUAGCCAACAUGCUUGAAGAUGUAGUUGAUUUGUUUCAUCCUGUAGGCAUGAAGAAAGGCGUAGACAUCGUGUUGGAUCUCUGCGACGGAUCUGCUUUUAAAUUCUCUUGUGUAAAAGGUGACAGAGGAAAGCUGAAACAAGUCCUCUAUAAUUUGCUGAGCAAUGCUGUUAAGUUUACCUCUGAGGGACAUGUAUCUGUUCGAGCUUGGGUGAGAAAGCGCAAUUUGGAGAAUGAAAUUAUAGCUUCGAGUCAGGAAGGAUUGUGGAAUCAUUGUUGUUGCUGGUUUAUGGAGCAUAAACAAGAUAAUAAUGAUGUGGAAAACAAGAAUUCAAUAAAGCAAAAUCCUAAUUGUAUGGAAUUUGUGUUUGAAGUGGACGAUACAGGCGUAGGAAUACCGAAAGAUGAGCAAAAGUCGGUUUUUGAAAACUUUGUUCAAGUCAAGGAAACAGCUCUUGGUCAAGGAGGCACUGGCUUGGGACUUGGAAUUGUUCAAUCUUUGGUACGUUUGAUGGGCGGAGAAAUUGGAAUCGUUGAUAAAGAGAACAGAGAGAGGGGAACAUGCUUCAGGUUCAAUACUUUUCUUAUUACAUCCGAGGUUCAUUCAGCUAAUGAUACAAGGAGUGACAUUGAAAUGGGAAAGGAUUUUGUAACCAAUAGCCCACAGCUGACUGUUAGAGUUUCUACUCCUAGCCUGACUAGUUGUUCGAACAGUCCCCGAUUGUCUAAACUAGGUUCUACACCGAAAAUCAACGGAUCCCUUGUCGUGAUCUUGAUUCAGAAUACAGAAAGACUAAGAAUUGUGCAGAAAUUUGUUGAGGGCUUGGGGAUAAAAGCAUUGGCUGUGACCAAAUGGCAACAUCUUUCGUCUAUGCUGACGAAAAUUAAAUCUAAGCAAACUGUUUCGCCUUACAGUUCUUCAGGAAAAUCAGAUUAUGGUUCAAGGAACGAUAUGUCUGGCAGUAAAUCAAAGAAGGGUAUUCCUUUGAGUACCUUGGAUGGGACGGAACAAAAAACAGCUUAUCAUAGAAGUAGCAGCAUUCUUAAAGGUUCUCCAAGCUUUACAUUACUUGUGAUUGAUACUAGUAGUGGACCAUUUGAAGAACUCUGCAGAGCUGUAAGUGAAUAUAAGGCUGGUUUUUCCUCUUCUUGCUGCAAAGUUGUUUGGUUGGAUAAACCGAUUUCAGGUAGCAUUAAUCGUUAUGGCCUUGAAGGCAGCAUGAUUGAUUCAGAUGAUGAAGUCUUGCACAAGCCCUUGCAUGGUUCUCGCUUGCAUCAGGUACUCAGAUUUCUUCCAGAAUUUGGAGGUAAUUUGUGCCAUGAAGUUUCCCCGUCGAUACAUCAUCGAAGAAAAGGUGUUAAAGAUCACGGAUCAUCGUCUUCCGUUAAUCUGCAGCAUAAAGAAAUAUCAGGAAACUCACCUCAAGAAAGGAAUAUGGCAAGAACUGAGAAACAAAAUAGUAACAAACCUUUGAAUGGGUUGAGAUUCUUAGUUGCUGAAGAUAGUAUACAGGUGAGGAGGGUGGCUGAGAAACAGCUUUCUCGACUCGGUGCCUCUGUUAUGGUUUGUGAAGAUGGAGAUAAAGCUGUAGAGCUAGUCCGUCGCGGUCUACAAGAUCAAAGGAAACAUGGAGUGCCACCUUAUGACUGUAUUUUAAUGGACUGUGAGAUGCCAGGUAUGAAUGGCUAUGAAGCGACAAGAGCGAUAAGAUUAGAGGAGAGAUCGUACGACAUUCGAAUGCUGAUUAUAGCAUUCUCAGCUGAUGAUGAUAAAAAAGAUGAGUAUGAGGAGUCAGGCAUGGAUGGCCAUUUGAGCAAAGUAUUAAAGAUAGAUGAAUUGCUGAAAGCCAUCGGAAAGAAGGCGUCUGAUUAGUGCAUACUCAUAGUUAUAACUCGAGCAGCUCAUCUUAAUUUAUCUAGAAGUUAUAUAGAAAUUUUUCUUUUCUUAUUUAAUGUAGUUUAGGUAUUACACUCCAUUGAAAAUAAUUC